CUGAUAUGCAAGCCAUUUCGCCUUUCUGAUGUGCCAUUUUGGGCGUCCCCCUGCAGGCGUGUUAACCAGGGACUUCUCUGCAGCGAGUGUCACUCUGUCUCCCACCUGAGGGGGUCAACGAGGGUGCUGCCAAGGGCAAGCUGGGAUUGGAAGGCUCUGGAGCGUGUGACGUUGCUACUCUAGCAGAGCCGAGGAGAGGCAGGGAAGGGAAGGGAAACAGCUGCAUUGCAUCGAGGUCAGCCUUUGCCGUAUCGAGUGUUUGCCGGGCUGUCUUGCAGGAGAGAGAUACUCUUUCCAACGGCUCUAGAAGAAAAGGCCUUCGUUCUGUAAACAUCUUCCAGCUCUUUCAUUAAUACUGACCCAGAAGUCAUGUCAACCAAAGGAAAGGCUGGAAGAUACAGGGGUUCGGUGAAGGAUUUCCCGGACUUUGAUGCCAACCAGGAUGCUGAGGCCCUCUAUAAUGCUAUGAAAGGAUUUGGCAGUGACAAGGAAGCCAUACUUGAACUCAUAACAUCCAGGAGUAAUAGGCAGAGAAAUGAAAUCUGCCGGGCAUACAAGUCUCUUUAUGGCAAGGACCUAAUUGAAAAGCUGAAGCAUGAAUUGACUGGGAAAUUUGAACGGCUGAUUGUGGGUCUAAUGAGGCCCUUGGAGUACUUUGAUGCCAAGGAAAUCAAAGAUGCUCUUAAGGGCAUUGGGACUGAUGAAAAGUGCCUGAUUGAGAUCCUGGCUUCUCGAACCAAUCAACAGAUCCGUGCUGUGGUGGAAGCCUACAGAGAUGCAUAUGAGAGGGACCUGGAGGAAGAUGUUAUAGCGGACACGUCAGGACACUUCAAGAAGAUGCUCAUUGUACUGCUUCAGGGUACCCGAGAAGAAGAUGAUGUUGUGAGUGAAGACUUAGUGGAACAAGAUGCCACGAGCCUGUUGGAAGCUGGAGAGGUGAAAUGGGGCACGGAUGAGGCUGAAUUCAUCUAUAUUCUUGGAAACCGAAGCAAGCAACAUCUUCGGCUGGUCUUUGAUGAGUAUUUGAAGGUCUCUGGAAAACCCAUUGAAGCAAGCAUCCGGGGAGAGCUGUCUGGAGACUUUGAAAAACUAAUGCUAGCUGUGGUGAAGAAUAUUAGGAGUACACCAGAGUAUUUUACAGACAGGCUCUUCAAAGCCAUGAAGGGCUUAGGGACAAGGGACAACACUUUGAUUCGGAUCAUGGUGUCACGCAGUGAGCUUGACAUGUUGGAUAUCCGGGAGAUAUUCCGGACUAAAUACGAGAAGUCUCUGCAUCACAUGAUUGAGAGUGACACAUCUGGCGAAUACAAAAAAGCGCUGCUGAAGCUGUGUGGGGGAGAUGAUGAUGCCGCAGGUGAGUUCUUCCCUGAAGCUGCGCAGGUGGCGUAUCAGAUGUGGGAACUUAGUGCAAGGGCCAAAAUGGAGCUGAAAGGAACCAUUCAUCCAGCUGCAGAUUUCCAUGCUGAUGGCGAUGCAAAAGUGCUAAGGAAAGCCAUGAAGGGUCUUGGCACUGAUGAAGAUGCUGUCAUUGAGGUUGUCACACAGCGAAGUAAUGCCCAGAGGCAAGAAAUUAUAAAAGCAUACAAGUCUCAUUAUGGCCGGGAUCUUAUGGCAGACCUGAAAUCUGAAAUUUCGGGGCCCUUGGGGAAGGUUAUCCUUGGACUGAUGAUGACGCCAGCACAGUAUGAUGCUAAGCAACUGAAGAAAGCCAUGGAGGGGGCUGGAACUGAUGACAGUACUCUCAUUGAAAUCCUGACCACCCGAAACAACCAGGAGAUCCAAGCAAUUAAUGCAGCAUAUAAAGAAGCCUACCAUAAGUCUUUGGAGGAUGCACUGAGUUCUGACACUUCGGGACAUUUCAAAAGGAUCCUCAUCUCUCUGGCUCUGGGGGCCCGUGAUGAAGGAGGAGAGGACUUUGCAAAAGCUCAUGCGGAUGCCCAGGUUGUUGCUGAAAUCCUGAAAUUGUCUGAUGUUUCCAGUGAUGACUCGACAUCCCUCGAGACGCGCUUCAUGACCAUCUUGUGUACACAGAGCUACCCCCAGCUCCGGAGAGUCUUCCAGGAGUUCAUUAAGAUGACAAACCAUGAUGUGGCACAUGCCAUCAGCAAGCGGAUGUCUGGAGAUGUGCGGGAUUCCUUUAUAGCCAUUGUGCGGAGUGUCAAGAACAAGCAAGCUCUAUUUGCUGACAAACUGUACAAGUCCAUGAAGGGUGCUGGCACGGACGACCGAACUCUCAUCAGGAUUAUUGUCUCAAGGAGUGAAAUUGAUCUGCUCAACAUCCGGCGUGAAUUUUGGGACAUAUAUGACAAAUCUCUCUAUCACAUGAUUGAGAAGGAUACCUCAGGAGACUAUCGCAAAGCAUUGCUAGCCAUUUGUGGAGGAGAAGAGUAAGCACUUGGUGGUUCUUCAUGCCUGAGCCAUUCUCAUUCACAUAAAUGCAGCUUAGAUGUCACUGUUGCUUUUAGAAGCUUCAGGGGAUGUUUUGGAUCCACUGAGAAGAUUCACAUUGUGCUAGGGGAGAAAAUGUACCACAGAAGAACUUAACAUUGAAAGCAGCGAAGACCACAUGGAUUGCUCAGUCUUAUGGGGGGGUGUCUAACGGUGCAAAACUGAAUAGUGUACACAUAUCCAGUGAUGUAACGCUGUUAGUGGCAUCUUAAAACAAAGAAAUAAAAUGUUAUAUGUUGCAGGUCACAAAA
Rhineura floridana is the source of this 2699-nucleotide messenger RNA. RefSeq names its product annexin A6 (gene ANXA6). Gene Ontology annotation, molecular function: calcium ion binding; ligand-gated monoatomic ion channel activity; actin filament binding. Gene Ontology annotation, cellular component: cytoplasm; focal adhesion. The record is from RefSeq and is a predicted model, not a curated record. Lineage: Eukaryota; Metazoa; Chordata; Lepidosauria; Squamata; Rhineuridae. Gene Ontology annotation, biological process: growth plate cartilage chondrocyte differentiation; regulation of muscle contraction; plasma membrane repair. The coding region runs from base 370 to 2391 and encodes 673 amino acids. The transcript has 26 exons.